Molecule: messenger RNA, 2460 nt
Organism: Gongylonema pulchrum
Lineage: Eukaryota; Metazoa; Nematoda; Chromadorea; Rhabditida; Gongylonematidae
Source: the annotation of a GenBank genome assembly
AUGCGUAUCACACCGAAACUGCAAAAAGCUGUGAUGACAAAGAAGUUGACUGAUCGAGAGAACGUUAUGAAUUGGAUUCUUUCGCAGCCGGAAGUGGUACAGCGAAUCAAUAGACUUAUCUUGGAUUCGCCAACUUCUCCGGAUGCUUUAUACCUCGAUCUGACCUCAAUGGCAAAAUGCCGAAAAACACCACCGUCACAAUAUUACAACGUUUAUUUCAAAGGAAGCAUGGGUCUAGCAAUGUUGUUCUUGCUCUGGGACGAUUGUCAUAAUCUCAAACUUGACCGAGUACCAAUUAUUUAUGAGUAUUUGUUUGUUUUGGAAUUAUUUUUCAAGCUAAUUAUUUUAAUUUCGUUUAAUUUUGAUUUUUUCGCUGCAGAAGAAAUGAAAACUCAUUUAUCUACGGUUUGGGUGGUGACCGAUCUGGAAACUGCCGAAGGUAGACUUUUGACUUACAAUGCAAUCAAACACCUCAAACGUUCGCAUAUCAUGCGUGUUGCCAUCAUCAACAAUCCCAAAGAUGAAAUGAAUAUGACGCUGUUCCACAAAGAGUCGAAACAGAUUAACAAUGAUGAGAUAGUGGCAGGCUCGAAGUUUUCGCAGCAAAUCCUUGGCUUAAAACCAGGACAGUUGGCAUUUGUUGUUAAUGGUCUGCUUAUUGGGCCACUUCAGGAGGGACAAGUCUUUGAUGUUGCCGAUGUGGAACUUAUCGACAAAUUAGUUCUCUUGUAUGGGGGAAAGAUUAUUGGUGACUAUGUGGAAAAAUGGAAGAUUCAAACAAGACACGGCAAAUCAUCAGAUAUGGUUGCACGUACCAUGGCUUUACUAGGAAGUAUUGGCGCAGCGAAAAAACGACGAUCCAUUGCGAUUACCGGUGAAAAAGAAAGAAUUCCUGGAAACGAAGAAUCGGGCAUAAUCCACGCUCUAUGCAUUGUUGAUCCGUUAUCCACUCAAGCACAACGUCUUGGUCAUUUGCUAAGUGUUAUACAGAAAACUGUCAACUUGGAUUUAAAAUUGGUAAUGAAUCCGAAAUCGAAAUUAAGCGAGCUUCCACUUAAAAGGUUUUAUCGCCUUGUCCUGCAGCCUUCGGUGAUGUUCGACGAUUCGGGUCGUAUCAGUGAUUCUGCGUACGAAGCGCAUUUCACAGCACUUCCGAGCAAGCAGUUGUUGACGUUGACGGUUGUUCCGCCAGAUGCAUGGAUGGUUCAGUCGGUUUAUGCAGUCUAUGAUCUCGAUAAUAUUAAACUGGAAAACGUGGCCGGGAAUGUAAUUGCCAGAUACGAGCUUGAACAUAUCCUGCUGGAAGGUCAUUGCUUCGAUGACAUGACUGGUUCACCGCCACGUGGCCUCCAGUUCACCCUUGGCACUCAAACGAAUCCGACUCGUUACGAUACGAUUGUUAUGGCCAAUCUGGGAUAUUUCCAGCUAAAAGCUAGUCCAGGUGCAUGGAUUCUCCGACUUCGUGAUGGUAAAUCAAAGGAUAUAUAUGAUAUUGUGAGCCAUACAAACACGGAAUCCGAGAAUAGCAGUGGAGUGAGCGUACUGAUUAAUUCAUUCAGUGGUCGAACAAUUCGUAUCCGAGUUGCGAAGAAAAAAGGCAAAGAAGAUGAGAAAUUGUUAAGCGAGGGCAAACUCGAAGAAGAAGGCGAAGAGCAACUGUCAUCCAUCUGGAGUACCAUAUCCACAAGUGUAACAGGUGGUGAAAAAUACGAUACGAUAAAUAUAUUUUCACUGGCAUCCGGACACCUGUAUGAACGAUUUAUGCGCAUCAUGAUUCUGAGUACAAUGAAACACACCAAAUAUCCCGUGAAAUUUUGGCUUCUCAAGAACUACCUCUCACCUCAUUUUAAGGAAACGCUACCUCUAAUGGCGAAGCAUUACGGUUUCCAGUAUGAACUGGUCGAAUAUCGAUGGCCACGUUGGCUUUAUCAACAAACUGAGAAGCAGAGAGUUAUAUACAAAAUUUUGUUCCUGGAUGUACUGUUCCCAUUGGAUGUCCGAAAAAUUAUAUUCGUCGAUGCGGAUCUCAUCGUUCGUACCGAUCUUAUGGAGCUGAUGGAAUUGGAUCUUGGUGGUGCUCCAUAUGGUUUCACACCGUUCUGUGACAGUAGAUCGUCGAUGGAUGGUUUCAGAUUCUGGAAAAAAGGCUACUGGGCAAAUCAUCUUGCUGGUCGUAAAUAUCAUAUUAGUGCUCUCUACGUAAUAGAUUUGGUGAAAUUCCGUCAAGUGGCAGCUGGUGAUCGUUUACGUGGCCAAUAUCAGGGUCUUAGUGCUGACCCGAACAGUCUUGCAAAUUUGGACCAGGAUUUACCAAACAAUAUGAUCCAUCAGGUGCGUAUCAAAUCGUUACCUCAGGAAUGGCUAUGGUGUGAGACAUGGUGCGAUGAUGCUUCAAAAGCGAAUGCAAAAACAAUUGAUUUGGUUGGUUUUUGGUUUUCUGUCCAUGCUGUAUUGCUUUGA